AUGACAUACGCGACAGCACGAUUGAUCGCAAUAUUUUUCCUUAUGUUGAGCACCAAAUUGCUGACAGAGAGUAUAGGCAUUAGCAAUUAUUUCCGACUGAUCAACGACGUCCACAGAUAUUAUCGCACGUCGUGUGUUAUUUUCGUACGAUCUGAUAAUUACGAUUUGAACACGACGACAUUGGUGUACACGUGGUCGCGCGAAUUCUCACGACACCGAGUCAUGACCGUGACCAUAACUUUCUCGGACCUGAGGAGUGAGUACAACGAGUACUGGAAGAACGUCACACAGCCGUUGUUUGUCGUUCUUCUCGACACCGAGGAUACCAUGGGCGAGUUCGCCGAGACCACGAGGAGCAUAAAGCCCAUCUCUUUUCCCAUUUGGCUCGUUAUGUUUCUUCAGCGUCCUGGGAAUCCUCUCGAGGAGCGCUGCAGACAUCCUACCGAAAACGUAUUCAACGUGGACUUCAGCACCCAGAUGCUGGUUCUCUGCUACGCUCGCCCGAUUCUAGUCGAGUGGUACGCCAUUCGCGAUAAUCGCACCAGAACGUUCGACCUGGCCUUGUGGUCCCCCGAUAGAGGUUUACUUUUAAGGACGCGAAAGUCCCUCUACGCUAGAAGGAGCGACAUGUUCGGCGAAGUUGUACGCGUUACGUCCGUGAUCAACUCGCCGCUGAUCUCGCACGAGAACGGUACGGUCGGCGGGUUUUUCGGUCUGUUGCUGAUAGAGCUCAGCAAAGUGAUGAACUUCACGGUGGAGAUUCUGGAUCCGGUGGAGGGAUUCGGUACCUGGAGCAAAGAGAAGAAGGUGUGGACAGGUGCGAUCGGCCAGUUGGUGGCCAACGAAGCUGAUAUCGGCAUCUCCGCAUUCACGAUGAUGAGUCACAGACAAGACGUUAUCGACUAUACGAUACCAUUGAUACGCUCGCGAUACCGCCUUUAUUUUAAGGAGCCUAACACAGCUUUGGUGGAAUGGUCUUUAUACUUAAAAGCAUUCAGCUCUGGAACUUGGAUAACAUUAUUAAUGACAAUAAUAACCGCUUCUAUUCUGUUGACUAUCAUGAAGACAAAAGGAUACCUUUCGAUGAACCUAAUGGUCGAGAACUAUAUUAAGGUUUGGGGUAUUUAUUGCCAGCAGGGUUUGCCAGUAAUUCUGGCCAUCUAUUCCGCCUCGUUGAUCAGCUUCCUAGCGCUCUGUACGCCCAAACUGCCUUUUUCCACUUUGGAGGGUUACGUUAAGGAUGGCUCUUACAAAUUAAUUGUGUUGCGAAAUAGCGCCGAGUAUGACGUUCCUACUCACGUCAAGGAUCCCGUUUUCCUGCAAAUGUACGAAUUGUUAGAAGAAAAGUAUUUGCCGCUGUCAACGACGGAGGGAUUCGAGAAACUCUGCGAGAGAAACAAGUUAGCGUUUUACACGACGGAGAUAUUUAAAGAGGCUAUUAACAUUUAUAUACGGUGUAGAAUCGUAUAUAUUGAGACCGGAAGAAUCGACAAUUUGGCGAUAAUUCUAACGAAAGGAAAUCCUUACACUGGCUUCAUGAAUUACCA
Temnothorax curvispinosus is the source of this 1547-nucleotide messenger RNA. Its product is annotated as glutamate receptor ionotropic, delta-2-like. The record is from RefSeq and is a predicted model, not a curated record. Lineage: Eukaryota; Metazoa; Arthropoda; Insecta; Hymenoptera; Formicidae. The annotation marks the transcript as partial. Gene Ontology annotation, molecular function: glutamate-gated receptor activity. The transcript is spliced from 7 exons. Gene Ontology annotation, cellular component: membrane.